Molecule: messenger RNA, 1491 nt
Organism: Mustela erminea (ermine)
Lineage: Eukaryota; Metazoa; Chordata; Mammalia; Carnivora; Mustelidae
Product: proline-rich protein 36-like
Exons: 6
Coding region: 46-1491 (481 amino acids)
Source: RefSeq, a predicted model, not a curated record
CCCCCCUGCCCAGCUCAUUUCUGUGCAGAUCCUGAAGGAAGCAACAUGUUCUUGUGCUGCCUACCGAAGCGCAGAGGAUGCAGGCAGAGGAGAGCCCACCCACCAAACACGUCCCCUCACUGGGCAGGUCCUGUCAGGCUUCCCCAAUGCCUCCGGCCCUUUGGCAAAAAGAAUCAAAAGGCCACGGAUGAACUAGGAAGGAGGCAGGAAGACACGCACUCCUCCCUGACCCCAGAGUCCCCGGUCCUGGGGAGGCCUCCGGUACCUCCCAGACCACGGCCCGCGGUACUCCAUUGGACUGCGGCCCUGGACGCGGAGCCCACGGAGGCCAAGUCCGAGGCUACUCCAGUGGAGGAGCUAGACCCACUCCCAACUUCAGCAACUCCGGAGGCGGAGAUGGUGUCUGGAAUCACUUCAGGAGGAGACCGGGAGCCGACAGGUGCCCUGGUGCCUGCCCACGGAGAUGCUGAUGCUGUCCAGGGAGAGCUGGCUCCUGCUCCUGCCCCCACCCCUGCUUCUGCCUCUCCACCUUCCCCUGCCCCUGCCAGAGCGACUCCCACUUCCCCUGCCCCUGCCUGUGCUCCUGUUCUGGCCCCUGACCCAGAUCCUCCCUUGGUCUCACCCCUUCCCCGACCCCUCCCUGUGCCCCUGUUCCUGCCCCAGACCCAGCUCCUGCCUUUCACUCUGCACCGGCCAUCACCCCUGCACUUGCCCCAGCUCCUGCUUCUGCCCCUUCCCCUGCCCCUAUCCCUUCUCCUUUCUCUGACAGAGACACUGCCCCUGCGCCUGCCCCAGACCCAGCUCCUGCUCUGGAGCCUGCACUGGCCACUACUGCUGACCCUGUCCCCGCCCCUAGCCCAACCCCGGCCCCUAAACCUGCUCCUGCGGGGCUCCCAGACCCGCAUCCAGGGCCCACAACUCUGCGUGGUGAUCUCCCCAGAAAAAUACCCUGUGAAACGAGGGGCGCACGAGCCGACAACUACCUUUUGGCAAACCAGUGUCUUCCUGAGACACAGGCCCGCCUCCCAGCGAGGCCCCAGCCCCCGGGGACACGGGGCCCUGACACCAUGCCCUACAGGUACCUCGGCGCAGAGAAGCAUCUUCCCAAGGGCCGCUCACUCCCUCGUCCUCUGCGUCGACCUUGAGGAGGAAGUACAGGAGGUGAAAGAGGGCGUCUUCAGACCAGUGGCCAUGGGCUUGGAGGUUCUGAGGUGCUGCGCCCACUGGGGCAAGGACAACCAACACCUGUUCGCUUUUCAAAGCACACUCUUGCAAUUAGCGCUGAAGUUGUUCCACAUGCCUGUUCUGGGUGUGAGAACCCGCAGGGAUUCUGCUGGAAAGACCCUGAAUCUCCACAUCCUUUUGCUGGAUGAUCCGAGUGAGUUUCCCGAUCUCCUCUUUGGAGAGCCGAUCCAUCUGCUGGGUCAGUCAGAUGUUCUGUUCAGUGAGAAGCUUCAUUUCCAGUUCCUGUUCUUUGAUUCCUUGGACUAA